UUACCAGCCCCUCUUCCCACCCCUGCUUCCUGCAGCUCCUCCCCUCCUGGGAAGUGACUCUCCAUAGCCAAGUUUUCCCUAGAAGCAUCCCAGGGAUUCGGGUGGGCAGCACCGGCUUCGCUUGCUUGCAGCCACAGGUGGGGCAGGCAGGGUGCUCCACUCCCAGCAGCAGGUCAGCAGGGACUUGGGCUACGCAGCUGUGCCUGGUGCAGACCCUCGAGACCCCCUAAGAGAUGGGAGACUGGGGCUUCCUGGAGAAACUUCUGGACCAGGUCCAGGAGCACUCGACAGUGAUUGGGAAGAUCUGGCUGACAGUGCUGUUCAUCUUCCGGAUCCUCAUCCUGGGCCUGGCGGGGGAGUCAGUGUGGGGAGAUGAGCAGUCAGACUUCUUGUGCAACACCAAGCAGCCAGGCUGCACCAAUGUCUGCUAUGACAAAGCCUUCCCCAUCUCCCACAUCCGCUACUGGGUGCUCCAAUUCCUCUUUGUCAGCACCCCCACCUUAAUCUACCUGGGCCAUGUCAUCUACCUCUCCCGCCUGGAUGAGAAGCUGAAGCAGAAAGAGAGCGAGCUGCGAGCUGUGCCGAUCAAGGACCUGAAGGUUGAGCAGGCCCUGGCAGUGGUAGAGAAAAAGAUCUCCAAGAUCUGUGUCACAGAGGAUGGACACAUCAAGAUCCGGGGACCCCUCAUGUGUUCCUAUAUCACCAGCGUGAUUUGCAAGAGCAUCUUUGAGGCUGGCUUCCUCUUGGGUCAGUGGUACCUGUAUGGUUUCUCCAUGCCAGCUGUCUUCGUGUGCGAGAGAGUCCCCUGCCCUCACAGGGUGGACUGCUUUGUCUCCCGGCCCACUGAGAAGACCAUCUUCAUUAUCUUCAUGCUGGUGGUGGGUCUCAUCUCUCUCGGUCUCAACCUCACGGAGCUCGUCCACCUCUGCUGCAAGAACAUGCUCAACGGCUUAAAGAAGAUCUCAUCCACGUCCCCUGCCGGCCUGGGUGAGGACUCCUUCCCGGAUGAAAAGCUGUGUGAGGUGCCUGGUGGCCCAUACCAGCCCAAGCAGUACCACUAUCUGCCCAUGAGCACGGCUCAUGCUCCUCCCUACCAGUCUUACAAUAAGCUGUCUAGUGAGCAGAACUGGACCAACUUCAACACCGAGGAGAACCUGGCCCUGCGCAACGGUAGCAAACCUUUGCCCAGUGGCUAUGCUGCUAAUGCCCAGUCCCUGGAGGAGAAGCAGACCAGCCGUCCCAGUAGCUCCGCUUCUAAAAAACAGUAUGUCUGAGCAUCUGCAAUCGGGCUCGUGUCUUCUGGGCUGCCCCGCUGGAGGCUGUCACGGCUCACAGACUUUCUGGUUGUGUCCUCUUUCUUGGAGAGGCUUCUCCUCUUGGUUGAUGGGCAGAAACCUGGUUUCCUCAUGGGUCUGUGCGUAAAGUAAAGGUGCUGUAGAUGUUGUUCCAUGGACUCCUGUGAGCCCACAGCAAGCAUGGGGGGGUCAGUGGCAUGUGGUAGCCAACUGGCCACAGGUCCCAGUGCGGUAACCUUUUGGAUAGUCCUGCUGAAACCUACACAAGACUGUUGGGAAGAGGACUGUCCUCUGGACAAAAGACCUUGAGUUAACUGUUGCUUCAAACAAGCUACACUUGGACUUCUUCUUUUUCCAGCUGCUGUCCCUGGAGGGCAGUUUAUGUGACUUCUAUUUUUUUUUUUAACACUGUAUAAACAUGGAAACCAAACCAAAUCCCUUCUCAGCUGGGAUCUUGGGUGGUUUGCAUGGAAAACUAAGUUGUUCUUCCAUGGGAUAGAACUGCCACUGGAUUCUCAGGGGAAGCUAAUUGGAUUGAUAUCCAUAAAGCAACUAUCAGGGAGAGGAGCAGGGGGCAAAUAGUCCUUCCCUGACCAAGGGUUACGGCAAGUCAGUGGCUUCCAGCUCGGCAGGUCUUGGCUGUUUAUAGCCUUCAGAUGAAAGUAGUCGACAACGGUGGUGGAGAAAAGUGAAUCUGGACCAGGGCAAGGAAAGAAAUCCCCUUCUAAUCCUGUUGGGAUCUGCCUGCCUCCACGGUGUUGCCGGGUGCUGGCUUCAGCCUAGUGAUCCCCUUAAGCAACACUUCCAUAUAGGCUUUUAAUUGAAGCAGGUGGUCCUGAGCUGAAGCCACCUCUUUCCCUGGCUUCAGAGCCCCUUGCCCAAAUGCUCUUCAGGAAAAAAACCCUAAAAGAAACCUAGCACUGGCUACUCGCUAUGUGCUGUUGCCUGACUUCAGUAGCUUAUUUAAGCUGUUAAGUGCCUUGCUACACUAUGCCCCCCUUGAGAUUGUAGUUCCCCGGGGGAUGGCUUUGUGUCAGAAACUGCUGUAAUGGAGGAUACUGCCUGUCCUAAAACCCAGGCUCCCUUGAGCUGCCUGGUGGCAGAGCUGAGCUAUAUGCACUGUUCACUGUUUGUGUAUAGAGCAAUGUGCUGUUCAUGUAUCUAUGUAUGCAUUUCUCCUGUACACGUCAGCAAUAGUAGCCUUGCUGCUUUACCCUGGGUUCUUCCUAACUGCUAAGAUUUGUCUAAUUUUUGUUGUUGUUGGUCUGAGUGAAGGAAAAAAAAAAAAAGACAGUCUCUGCCACUGGAUCUACAGCUGUCUGGCUAAUAUGAACCACCCUAUCCAUGUCCAACUCUUCUAGAAGACUUGCUGCACAUCCAGCACUGAAAGGCCCAUGUUCUGGAGUGUGGACUCUUGUGACACUGUAAGAACUUGGCUGCAUCCAAAGCUGGGGGAAGGAUAAACGCUAGAAUUGAGUUGAGAUGGUCCUUUUGGAUGUCCAAUGUUAUGGAUGGGGCCAAAGAACUCCUUCUUCCCACCUUUGUUCCUUGGACUCUGUCAUUCAAGAUGAGGAUUAUGCAAGUCCAGGACUGGUAGCGCUCCUUUCCAUGCGUGGGGGCUUUGUGGGAUAGGGUGGAGCAGCAGGGCACAGGUGCUCACAGCUGAGAGGGCUGCACUGCAACAGCAUUAAAGUCACUUCCGCCUCUGGCGGCAGGGGAAGAAAUUGGAUGUCUCCUCUUCCACACAGGUCCUCUCCUGCUGUAGCAAAAUGUCACCAUGGGGGGGGAGAACAAACCUGUUGUUCCUGUUCUUAAAACUCAGGCUACAGUAAGCCGUCCCUGGUAUCCCAAAGCUGUGAAAGCACAAGGAUAUGACUCAACAUCCUUCUUUCUGUUUGUUCGUGUCACUAAUUUUUUGGGGGGGGUUUUGUUCGUUCCGGAGACCAAACAAAGCACUGCAGAUGCCUGUCCCAGCAUAACCAAAGUACAUGGACUCUGCUGGGAGUGGGUGGCAGACCGGAGUUGCUCUCCAGGAUUUUUGUUUCCUUUGUAUUUCUCUUGACAGACUUCAAACUUGCAUCUCAUCAAAUAAAAAAGUGACCCAAAUA
Messenger RNA from Gavialis gangeticus (Gharial), 3403 nucleotides. It is a transcript of the gene GJA4, whose product is annotated as gap junction protein alpha 4. Gene Ontology annotation, cellular component: connexin complex. Lineage: Eukaryota; Metazoa; Chordata; Crocodylia; Gavialidae. The transcript is spliced from 2 exons. Gene Ontology annotation, biological process: cell communication. The coding region runs from base 234 to 1274 and encodes 346 amino acids. The record is from RefSeq and is a predicted model, not a curated record.